UGAACGUUGACCUUAAGUUAUUUAUUCACCACAGAAGAGAAAGAACAGGACAAAGUCAGCCACAAAAUUUUACUUAAGUAAGUGAUCCCAUGAUGGUGCUGUUGAAUCAGUUCUUCACUGUCCUGCUGCUGCAGCUGCAUCUGCUCAGUGGAUCUGAGGCUGCAGAUCCACAGACUCUCAGCUGUCCAGCUCCUCCUGGAGUUCCAGGCACUCCUGGACACAACGGCCUACCUGGGAGAGAUGGCAGAGACGGUAGAGAUGGAGCCAUUGGACCAAAAGGAGAUCAGGGGGUGCCAGGCCUUGGUGUGCAGGGAGCUCCAGGUAAAGCAGGACCACAAGGUCCAUCUGGUCCAGAAGGUCCAAAAGGAGAACCAGGUGUGCCAGGAACAUCUCACAGUGGUCUGAUUAGCUCUCUCCAGGAGGAGCUCAGGAGUCUUACAGCCAGGCUGGCCUAUAUGGAGAAGGCUGGAAGAUUCAGUGUGUUUGUGAACGUUGGGCACAAAUUCUUUGUGUCUGAUGGCGAAACAAAGACAAUCAGUGAAGGUGGGAGGAUCUGCCAGAAGGCUGGAGGAAAGCUGGCCUUGCCGAGAAACGAAGAGGAAAACCAGAAGCUUUCUGGAGCACUUCGAGCAUUCGGUUCAGCCUACAUGUUCAUUGGGGCAAAUGAUCAAGUGAAUGAAGGUCAAUUUGUGGAUACAGAGGGGAGAAAUUUAGAUUACCUUAAAUGGAACACAGGAGAACCAAACAGUUAUGGAGGAAAUGAGGACUGUAUUGUAAUCAACACCAAUGGAUUUUGGCUUGACACUAGUUGUGAGAAGUCUUUUCUCAUAGCGUGUGAGAUAACUGAAUAGUGUGUUAUUUAAACUUAACAUUACAAUCAGUCAGACUUCCUAUAAACACUUGGAAGAGGUAUGAAUAAACUUGACUUCAUUUA
Astyanax mexicanus (Mexican tetra) is the source of this 934-nucleotide messenger RNA. RefSeq names its product pulmonary surfactant-associated protein D. The transcript has 5 exons. The record is from RefSeq and is a predicted model, not a curated record. NCBI's taxonomy places the organism in Eukaryota, Metazoa, Chordata, Actinopteri, Characiformes, Acestrorhamphidae. Bases 90 to 851 code for a protein of 253 amino acids.